Messenger RNA from Xylona heveae TC161, 3080 nucleotides. RefSeq lists its product as hypothetical. Gene Ontology annotation, biological process: regulation of transcription by RNA polymerase II. The transcript is spliced from 3 exons. Lineage: Eukaryota; Fungi; Ascomycota; Xylonomycetes; Xylonales; Xylonaceae. Bases 194 to 2890 code for a protein of 898 amino acids. Gene Ontology annotation, molecular function: DNA-binding transcription factor activity, RNA polymerase II-specific; RNA polymerase II cis-regulatory region sequence-specific DNA binding. The record is from RefSeq and is a predicted model, not a curated record.
AGAACACAGGUUUGUAGGAACAAAGAUGGACGUUGCGAUGGAGCAUCAGGGUGCGCAUCCGGAUCUAGGUGGGUUUUUAACAUCGACGCGAUCAGAUCAACGCCAUGGUGUGGGCGUGGUGUUGCUCUGGUGAUACUUUAGCGCGACUGGAGACUGACAUGGACCCAAAGGGAAUCCGUUGCAAAAUGGACAGAUGAGUGCACAUGCCGCCCGUUCACGAUCAAGCACUUCGGUCUCGUCGAGAGGUCAUCGUCGACCGCUCUCUCGUGCCUCGACAACCAGCUUCCACUCCACCAAUACCCAGGUCUCGCAACAUAAUGCUGCCGAUGCCAGCUUUGGAAUCGCUCAGCAGCAUCCUCAAGAUGCCAACACCUUCCCAUAUACGCACGAGGAAGGGCUGAUAUUGCAAUCAGCGCCUCAGUUAACGAACCCUCAUGGCUUCGUGCUCGACCCCGCCCUGCACGGCGGCAUGCCCCAUGGAAUGUCCUAUCCUGCCGAAGGAACAUUUGCAGAGAACAUGGCUGUAGCUCCUUCGCAUCCUCAACCAUACCCAUCGUUUGAAGAUACCCAACACGCAAUGUUUCAUGCGCACAACGCAGCAGCAGCCGCAGCAGCAGCCGCAAGUCGAAGCGCCAGUGUAGUCGAUAUGAAACCAGAUGAUACGACAAUUAAACCGAAAAAGGGAUCAAGUUCAAGUAUUGCCAAUGAUAAUGAGCUUCGUCGCCUUCACCGUGAAAAUAAGGGCCGUUCAAUCAAGGAGGUUGCCUGCGAAGUUUUAGCAAACGAGCGAGGGCCGAAGGCCGAAAAGACGAAGCAAGUCUUCGCCAUGCUCUGGCUUGACAAUGUUUGCAAGAGGAGCACGGGUUCUGUCCCCCGCAACCGAGUGUACUCGCACUAUGCCACCAGGUGCGGUACAGAGCGGGUUGUUCCCUUAAACCCUGCCUCGUUUGGAAAGCUCGUGCGAGUAAUCUUUCCUGGUAUCCAAACCCGCAGACUGGGGGUCCGAGGAGAGUCAAAGUAUCAUUAUGUUGAUCUUUCCUUAUCCGAUGACAAUCAGGACGGAUUAGAUGUAGAAAGAGCGGGCGGUCGUAAUGGAAGUAUAUCCUUGGGCCCGCCUGGAAAUUCUAAUAACAAUCCGAGGUCACAAUUCCCCGCCGACACAGCCGUUUUCCCUGGGCCCGGUUUGUCUUCCUUCGGCGCCUACUCGCAAGCUUUUGUGCAGCCCUCGGGAACCCGGCAACCAGUUUCAGGUAGCUUGUUCAUAGACCUACAAGGUUCGAGCAUUGAACGGAUUACUAGCCCCACCAACAUGAUUCAGCAGCAACUUCACUUCUCUAGCUCAAUUGAUGUGCCCUUGGAGGGUUACGAACCAGUAGUACUGCCGAAGAUUCAUGAAUAUACGCCGGAGAAGACAGAUACAGAUAUCGCCGACGCUUUAACAGCAUUAUAUCGAACUCACUGCACGUCUCUGGUUGACUGUAUACGAUUCUGCAAAGAACGACAAUUUUUCCGCCUUUUUACACAAUUCCACGGCACACUUACCGUUCCUGUGCAAAAGCUCCUGGCACACCCGAAUAUUGCUCCAUGGAUCGCGGAGUGUGAUCGGCUCAUGUAUCAAAAAAUGAUCCGAUUCGUAGCUCCGUUGGCGCUGCAGGUUAUCCCAAAGCAAGUUCUGGAUUUUUUGCGGCUUGUAUCAGAAAAGCUUUGCUCCCACAUCUCGGCGACCUUCCAGAACCAUCCGGCCCACUUAGUUCAAGCAAAGCUUAACCCAGCAGCGACUUUUGCCAGUCUUCUAAGCCGCCUGCUAAGAGUAAACGUAACUGCUCACGCAGCAGCAAACAUGCUCUGUAAUGAUGCCAACCGAGACCAGAUGUGGCACGAUUGGGUGCUUUUCCUGAGACCCGUCAAAGUCCUGGAGACUGUUCUGCCCAACUGCGGCUAUGCUGAAGCUCUUCGCAUCUUGACUUCGGACGUUCGAAAUGCCCUGGAGCCGCUCAAUACCGACCCUUUUCUCGAAGCUGGGACCAUUUAUGAAGCAGCCAGUUUUGCCUCUGCCAAUGCACCUGCACAGCCCCAAAGCAUUGGCGUAAAUGGCAAAUCCACAGAGAACUUCCUUGAGCGAUGGGCCGGCUUUCUCGCCGAUCUUCCCAAGCGAUUUCCCCAAGCCAGCACGCGGGUCCUUCUGCAAUGCAUCGAAAGCGUAGGCACUGCCGCACUGCGAGAUCUAACGAUAGCUGGAGCAAACAGCUUUGGUGCAUGGUGGGUAACCAAAGUCUGGGUAGAUGAAAUGAUCCGCUGGCUUGUUGAAAUGGGCGGCUUUCUUGACCCUCUUCCCCCAGCCAGCCCAAGCGCUACCGAAGUCGCGAUGCCAUCGGCAACGAGUAAUCAUUCUAUCAGUGCCGACUCACUAUUUGGCGGCGCCACUGCUGUUGGUGCUGCUGCUGCCGCCAAUGCAGGAAAUCCUCCUCGCCCGCAAAGCGGAAUGAGCACUCAUGCUGACAGCCGGUUCAGCAGCAUUGACGUUGAUUUUGGCACUGCGCCUGGCGGCCCAGAAGACAACAGCAAUCAAGAGCGCAAACCAGAACACUCCCACCAGCAGCAACAACUCCAUCAUGGAGGAGUUCAGCAUCAUAUUCAGCAACCCCAACAUCAUCACAGGCACUCAAAUUCUGCUCUAGACACUGCUCACCACGCUACUCCUGCCUCUGCAGGAUUCGGCGGCUCUGUUGUCGAAGAGCAGAACCACGAUGAUUCUGGGAUCAGUAUCCCGUUGUCGGACGAAGAUCUCGCGCUGGCAAAAUACGGCAGUUUCGUCACCGAGGGAGAUUCAGGUUCGGGCGCGAAUCUCGGCUCAGAUCCCACGGGGAGUGGCGACGUUGUGGUGUGUUGAGUGAACGCUCCCAUUUUCAACGUCACGACGCUCUCGUCCAUUUUGGGCUUUUCCACUUCCAAAAACCUUUGUCGCGGGAUUGGCGUUUCUGGAAUCAUCAAUUUUGUCUUUUUGUAUUCUUGGGCAGCUCCUAUUCCCUUAAUACCUUGCGUUCGUCUCUUUCUCCCCAAAUUUUGUUAAUUUUUGCUUU